AUGGCGUCUUUGCUUGCUACAUCGAGCGACACACUUUCGCCUUUGCCAUCGAGCCACCGCGAUGGUCUCAUCGCGGUCACUGUGUUUGGGUUCUUGUCAUUCAUUGCAACUACAACUUUAUUCAUAUAUCUGACUUUCAAACUCAUACGAUGGCAUCUACAAAAGCCGGCCGCGCGGAUACAGACAGAGAGACCCCAAGUGCAGACCACUGACUUGUCGCUUGGGUUGUCGCAGUCGCACUUUGCGCAAUCCAAGGCAGACACAGAUGCCGCAGCACAACCGGAUGUUACAGUCAUAAGUACCGAGCGACAUGUCCCUCAUUUGAACCAGUUCCUCCUACUGGUCUAUAAUCUUCUCUUCGCCGAGAUGCACCAGUCUACCGCUUUCUUGCUCAACGUUUCCUGGACUACUUCGAAUGGUGUUUGGGUCGGAACGCCGGCGUGUUGGGCCCAGGGAUGGUUCAUCUCGACGGGUGAUCUCGCUGCCAGCGUUUUCAUCACUGCCAUUGCAGUCCACACGUACUUGACUGUUGUCAAGGGCUACCAACCACCUCAACGCCUGCUCCUUGCUACGAUAGCGUUCCUAUGGUUUUUUGUAUAUGCUCUCGGAAUCCUCGGGGUAUUGAUCACCAACAACGGGCGCGAUGCUGGGGGGCUCUAUGUUCGGGCUGUCGCUUGGUGCUGGAUGAAUGUGAAGUACGAGAAACUACGUCUCUGGCUACACUACUUCUGGAUCUUCCUCUCCCUAGGAUUGACGAGCGGCAUAUAUAUCCUGAUUUUCCUUUCACUUCGACGCGACAGCACGCAUCGGUCCUCUGACAAUCGCGAACAAGGGAGGAGACAACCCAAUAAUUCAACUGGUCGGGCCGCUGGCAGCCACCCGGGGUUCCUUGUGUAUCCUAUUAUAUAUGCUCUUUGUACCGCGCCACUUGCACUGUUCCGUGUGGCGACUAUGUCCGGUAGAGAUGUCAGUGUCGGCAUGUUUUGCUUCGCCGCUGCGAUGAUCGCGAGUAAUGGCUGGCUUGAUGUGCUCCUUUUCUCUUGGACACGCAGUUCCAUCAUCUUUGCGCCGUCUCCCGACGCUAUGGACACUGGACUCGACACCUUUGCCUUUAUGCGGACGCCACACACGAGGCGCUUUGGCAAUAUGGUCUGGGUGCAAGGCGGAUCUAGAGGCGAGUCCAACGAUCGAGGCGGUGGGUGGUGGCGAAUUGGCGGAGAACGUACUCAUCAACGGGCAAAGAGCAAAUCAAACAGAUGGCCUGGUGGCCUGGGCAGCGUCAGCCAGGAGUCGUUGAGGGGCGCUGCUAACAAUGAGAUUCAAAUGGACACGGUCACGAGUGUGGUGGUUGAGAUUGAUAUUGCCAAUAAAGAGCAAGCACAGUCAGCUCAUAGCUCGGAAAAGGGAUUUGAGACAAGUUCUACAAAAUACAGACUUGAUUCGUAG
Molecule: messenger RNA, 1446 nt
Organism: Pestalotiopsis fici W106-1
Lineage: Eukaryota; Fungi; Ascomycota; Sordariomycetes; Amphisphaeriales; Sporocadaceae
Exons: 2
Coding region: 1-1446 (481 amino acids)
Biological process (GO): adenylate cyclase-activating G protein-coupled receptor signaling pathway
Cellular component (GO): plasma membrane
Molecular function (GO): G protein-coupled receptor activity
Source: RefSeq, a predicted model, not a curated record